AUUGUGUGUGCUUGAUGGUGCUAGGUUAUAGAGACGAGGCACUGUUUGUGUUGCCGCAUCGACUUUCAGCAUUAAGGUUAGCAUUGUAGGGUUUCUUAUACACUUUUUUUAGCUCCUUUUUGCUUGUUUCAUCAGGCCUUGAUAUCAUUUUACCCUUCCUAAUGUUAUUUUCUUCGAUUCAUGUUUAAAUUUCUUAAACAUUCGUCCAAAUAUAAGGUUCCAACAAGAUCAAUAUAGGAAAGUAAAUAAAUAAAGAAACUAAUUCUUUUUUGGUGUUACGAGUUUUUUAUUAAGGAAUAAUGGGUUUUGAACAUGUGGAGUCUUAUCCAUGGAAAUAUCUUAGACCCAUCUGCACUCUACAAAAGAGAAAAAUGAAAGGACCUCAUUGGGGAGGCCAAUUGUAGCCCUUCAAAAUAGAUAAAAUAGAAUGACUAGUUUCUGUGCAAAAAUAAAAUUUGUGCAAGGGGCAUCACUGAUCAUUUUAUUUUGGUAAAAACGUCCAGCAAUUCUUCAAAAUUAAAUCACUUCCUAGUUAGAUGUAAAUUAAACUAUCACUAGGCUAUAGCAUUAAUCACUUGUGAUGACGAUUACUUGUGAUGACAACACAUAACCAGCAUAAAAUCUUGUGACUUCAUACUUGUGUGACGAAGGUUAGCUAUGAUUUUAGUUCAGAAUCAUCAUCACCAUCACAUCUCAUGCCAUUAUGUUUACAAUAAAAGAAAAGUGUCGUCCCAUUAAACAAUUAGUUAUUAUGGCAAUUUGUAAAUAACAUUGUAUACCUAAUAAAUAACGGCGGUAAAUUGACCUCGUGUCUAAUUCAUCCUAUUCUGUUUUGAUGACAUUUAAUACCUACCAUUGUUGUUAUGGAAAGAGACUUACAAUCAUUCCUACUGUUUAAACUUAUACGAACUUAAUACUAGCAAGUUGGGGUGUGCAGAGCUAGACACCGCACAAUUAUUUUUGUCACACGCGGGUUGAGUUGUUUUCCCCUCAAAUUGAUUGUUGAUCCAUUUGUCUAGUGUCAAUGGAGUCCAUCUAGAUAUUUUAGGAAGGACAAAAGAAGAAGAAGAAGAUAAGUUUAAAAGAAAAUGAAGAUAAGAAAUUGGUGAUUUACAUGGAAGCUUAUAGGUUGUGUUUGUGGGUUUUAUCCCCCCAACUCCCAACAGGAUAUUUUUAGGAUAUUUGUUUUGGAUGUCAUCCAUUGGCUGCACUGCAAAUCUUCUGUUGGCUAAGAGAGAAUGGGAUUUGCCUCUGCUGGAGCGCAGUUGAUUUCCCUUCCACCAACUGGGAGCAGUAGCCGCCGUGUCGGGAAGCCAUUUCAACCACCUUACUUCAAAUUUGCUUAUCCUCUCCCUUCUAGGAAAUACAGUAAUAUGGGUGUUUGGAGAUGGAAGGGUAAACUGCGUUAUAGCGUAGAGGGCCGAAUGAAGGAUGAUGAUGAUGAUGAUGCUUGUGAACUAGUGAAUGGAAUGGAGCUUUCAAUUGGGGAACAACCUCAUCAUUCAAUCCCUGCAUAUCUCUUUAAGGCAGUCAAGAACAAUAAUGGAACUGCUAUUCUUCUCUUGUCCGAUCUCUUUGCCUUUCAACAUUCUUCCAUUAGAGACUUUGCUUAUCGUCUUGCUUGCAUUGGCUUCAAUGUCUUACUUCCAGAUUUAGUUCACGAAGAUGUAUGGGAGAAACCGCCAGCUGAACACUGUGCAAAACAAGAGAUGCAGAGGAUUGCAGAAGAUAUAGGAACAGUAACAAAAUGGUUGACCGAAGAGUUUUCAGCAGCAGGCCUCUCAAUGAAGCUUGGGAUCAUUGGAUUUGGGUACGGGGGAGGCCGAGUAAUAGAUGUUCUAGCUCGAGACGAGGGUACCUGUUUCUUGAUUGGAGCCUCCAUCUAUGGCACUCAGGUAGAUCCAUCACUUGCUACCAAAGUCAAGGUUCCUGUGUUGCUCAUCUCAGGGGACAAUGAUCCACUUUGUCCAGUGAGUGUCAUGAAGGAUUUGGAGAAAGGGAUUGGAGAAGGCUCCAAAUUAGUGAUAUUUGGGGGAAGAGGCCAUGGCUUUGUUCACAAUCCUGGAUCUCCAGAAGAAGAUGAUGAUGCUGAAAAGGCUUUUCUAAUGCUUAGAAAUUGGCUACAUCACGGCUUGGUUGCAAUUAAUAAUUUAGCUAACUGCCAUGGGUAAUAUAGUAAUAAAUGAAAUCAAUGAUUCUGGUCCCCUUUACUUUGAUACCAAAAUGCCCAAGGCCAGGGCGAUGCCACACUUUUACGCAAUUCAGCAAUGCGAUGCCGUCAUUAAUAAACACAUACUUUCAAUUGGUGAGAUCAA
Messenger RNA from Cucumis sativus (cucumber), 2315 nucleotides. RefSeq lists its product as uncharacterized. The record is from RefSeq and is a predicted model, not a curated record. Lineage: Eukaryota; Viridiplantae; Streptophyta; Magnoliopsida; Cucurbitales; Cucurbitaceae. Gene Ontology annotation, molecular function: hydrolase activity. Bases 1239 to 2171 code for a protein of 310 amino acids. The transcript is spliced from 3 exons.